Messenger RNA from Boleophthalmus pectinirostris (great blue-spotted mudskipper), 3888 nucleotides. RefSeq names its product guanine monophosphate synthase (gene gmps). The transcript is spliced from 16 exons. Gene Ontology annotation, biological process: GMP biosynthetic process. The record is from RefSeq and is a predicted model, not a curated record. Bases 253 to 2325 code for a protein of 690 amino acids. Gene Ontology annotation, cellular component: cytosol. Gene Ontology annotation, molecular function: GMP synthase activity; ATP binding; GMP synthase (glutamine-hydrolyzing) activity. Lineage: Eukaryota; Metazoa; Chordata; Actinopteri; Gobiiformes; Gobiidae.
CACAGUCACAUUUAUGCACAUGUUCGGAGUCAAAGUUUUUUUUUCUCCAAACAAGUGAGAGUACUUCGCCAACUGAAGCUCAAAGAAGAGGCUUGAGCCCUCGCCUGCCUGUCCACUCAGUGUCCACACUGCACCGCUGCUCUUUCGCAACAGUAGUCGGCGUGCUGAGCCACAAGCGGACCAUCUCAGCUCUCUCUCCGGGACUCCGAGCGAGGCGCACGGAGAGCUCAUUCCACAACACGUCAGUCCUCCAUGGCUCUGUGCAACGGAGACAGCAAGCUGGAGAUCAGCCCUGCAGAGCAGAAUGGGUCGUAUGAGGGGGCAGUUGCGAUCCUGGAUGCAGGGGCCCAGUAUGGAAAAGUCAUUGACCGAAGGGUGCGAGAGCUGUGUGUGCGCUCAGAGAUCCUCCCCUUAGAGACUCCAGCCUUUGCCCUGCGAGAGCAAGGCUAUAGAGCUAUUAUAAUAUCAGGAGGCCCAGCCUCUGUUUAUGCAGAAGAUGCCCCCUGGUUUGAUCCUGCCAUAUUCACCAUCGGAAAGCCUGUCUUAGGAAUUUGUUAUGGGAUGCAGAUGCUGAAUAAAGUCUUUGGUGGCUCAGUACAUAAAAAAAGUGUGCGCGAGGAUGGCGUGUUCAGUAUUGGCUUGGAUAAUACCUGCUCUCUUUUUAGAGGCCUUAAGAAGGAGGAACUUGUUCUCCUCACACAUGGGGACAGUGUGGAUAAAGUGGCAGAUGGCUUCAAAGUGGUCGCCCAGUCUGGAAACAUAAUUGCUGGUAUUGCUAACGAACAGAAGAAACUUUAUGGGACACAGUUUCAUCCAGAAGUAGAUUUGACAGAGCAAGGCAUGGUUAUGUUGAGAAACUUCCUGUUUGACAUUGCAGGAUGCACAAAUAACUUUACAGUGUUAAACCGUCAGCAGGACUGCAUCAAUGAGAUCAGGGAAAAAGUGGGCACAUCAAAAGUUCUGGUGCUUCUCAGUGGAGGGGUUGACUCUACAGUGUGCACAGCCCUUUUAAACAAAGCCCUGGACCAAGAACAGGUUAUAGCUGUUCACAUUGACAAUGGUUUUAUGAGAAAGAGAGAAAGUCAAAGUGUGGAAGAGGCCCUUACAAAACUUGGAAUUAAACUCAGAGUGGUGAAUGCAGCACAUACCUUCUACAAUGGAACAACCACCCUUCCAAUCUCAGAAGAGGACAGAACGCCAAGGAAGAGGAUAAGCAAGACAUUAAAUAUGACCACGAACCCAGAGGAGAAAAGAAAAAUCAUAGGAGAUACAUUUGUAAAGGUGGCAAAUGAGGUUAUAGGUGAGAUGAAUUUGAAGCCAGAUGAGGUCUUCCUGGCUCAGGGCACUUUAAGACCUGACCUGAUUGAGAGUGCGUCUCAUCUGGCCAGUGGCAAGGCAGAAGUCAUCAAAACACACCACAAUGACACAGAGCUAGUCAGAAAACUCAGAGAUGAGGGAAAAGUAAUUGAACCACUUAAAGAUUUCCACAAAGAUGAGGUCAGAGCUUUGGGAAGAGAGCUUGGCCUGCCAGAGGAAAUAGUCUCACGCCACCCUUUCCCUGGUCCUGGAUUGUCAAUACGAGUGAUCUGCGCAGAGGAGCCUUACAUCUGUAAAGACUUUGCAGAGACAAACAAUAUUCUCAAAAUUAUCACAGACUUCUCUGCCAGUGUCAAAAAGCCUCAUGCCUUGCUUCAGAGAGUUAAGUCGUGCAUAUCAGAUGAAGAAGAGGAGAAACUAAUGCAGAUCACCAGCCUUCAUUCACUCAAUGCCUUCCUUUUGCCCAUCAAAACUGUUGGUGUCCAGGGCGACUGCAGAUCGUACAGUUAUGUAUGUGGCGUCACAAGUAAAGAAUCCCCACACUGGGAAUCUCUCAUGUUCUUGGCCAGACUGAUCCCGCGCAUGUGCCAUAGCAUCAACAGAGUGGUGUAUAUUUUUGGGUCCCCUGUAAAGGAGCCUCCAACAGACAUUACUCCCACCUUCCUGACCACAGGCGUUUUGAGCACGCUCAGACAGGCUGACUUUGUAGCUCACUCUAUCCUCAGAGAGUCUGGUUACUCCAGUAAAAUCAGCCAGAUGCCGGUGAUCUUGGUCCCGCUGCACUUUGACCGUGACCCGCUGCAGAAGCAGCCCUCGUGCCGGCGCUCUGUGGUGGUUCGCACUUUUAUCACCAGCGACUUCAUGACAGGAAUCCCUGCCAUGCCAGGCAGCCAUAUCCCAGAGGAGGUGGUUUUGAAAAUGGUGAAUGAAAUCAAAAAGAUCCCAGGCAUCUCCAGAGUGAUGUAUGACCUGACCUCCAAACCUCCUGGCACUACAGAGUGGGAAUAGUGUGUAUGUUGACGGGAGGACACACACCUACACACAACUAUACACAACUACACACACACAACGCACAAACACUCAGCUGAUCUCAGAGAGGGCUCGCCCUUCUCUCCUGUCCUUCCUCUGUCCACUCCAACACAUUCCCAUGGAAGGCAGACUGUACUGUGACAAAGACGUGUCUACUCCACUCACAUCACAUCUUUUGGGUCUUAAUGUUUUGCCAAUAAGAAUUGACUAAUGUUAGUAAUCGAUAGUUGUCAUUUUGGUUAAUGUAUGACAAUGAAGAAUUUCUCUGAAACUGCUGCUUCUUUUAUGGUAAUUUAAUGAAAAAGCAAGCAACUCAUGCUGUGACUGUGGAGGUUCCUGAGAGUGGACUUUGAUGUUGUGCCUCAGAUUGUGAGAUGUGUGAUAUAUAAAAGCUAGUUAUAUACAGUUUAAUGAUUUUUAAAAUGGAACAACAGCAAGGUGUCAUUCUUUGUUUUUUUUUGUUUUGGGAGUAUAUGACAAUGUUCUCAGCCUGAGACGAUCCCUUUCUGCCUGUAUAUUUUCUGUCCAGAGUAAGUAACCUGCACAGAAAACCCAUGCGACCAAUUUUCAUGAGGCUAAUUUUUGCCAACAGAAUAUGUUAUACGUUACUGAACUCUGUGUACUCCUCGCCAACUUGAACUGAACAGUGGUGAAGAUUGGCCUGCAGUCACGUGAGGCCCAGGUGCAUAUCACCAAAAGUCAAUAUGAUGGCUCCAUUUUAGACGUGCCUACUCAUAUUUUCUUUAUGAAUUCUGUGGUCUAACUUUCCCAGAGGUUCUCCCAACAUCUUUCUCUUUAUGCUGCAAUCUUUCACGAGGACAUAACAAUGACAAAUAAUUACAUUUCAAUUCUUUAACAGCAUUGUGUGGAAGAUAAGUCUUUUUGUUGGCUGCUCUUUUCAGUGCAGAGGGACUUUUGCACACCAUUUAACCCUUUGCUUCAAAACCAGGUCCCUAACAGAGUUGUUCAGAUGGUCUUGGGUAGUGGUCAGGUUGACGUGGCAGUUUGUUGCUUCAACACAAGUUCACUGUGUUUCUCAAAGGCAUUACAGCUCCAUGUUUCUGUUGUAGAUGAUACAAUGCACAUCUUGGCUACCACUCAUCCUUCAGCCCUCUGUGAGUGCUCAGGUUUUACCGAGCUCAAAUACUUGUACAAUUAUACAUGUUAUCUCAUUCCAUCACAAUAGAUUUGUGCCUGUCAUCCCAUAUUAUAUACAUACCUUUUAAUAGAGAUACUGGUAAAUUCAAAAAGAAUUACUUUCUGACAUGUCUUAACUGCUAUUUAUAGUGUUUUCCUUUUGUUCAGCCUUAUUUGUGUAUUCUGCGAUCUUCAUUGAACUCAUUGGCUUGUCAAUUACCUACAUUUUUUGUAGUAAUUUAACUGCAAUAUUGAUAAGAUUAAGUUAUGCAAUUAAUGUGUUUUUUCAAAUUUGUUCUCUUUAGUAACGUGCCUCAAACCAAGCCACUGCAUGCAGUUUCAACUACAGUGACAUUUGUACAAUAAAAAACCGAGCUUUAAUAAAGAUCUCCAUGUUGAAACGUA